AGAAACCUUUCAUUCUAAGCACUUGUUGCAUGAAGUCCCAACGAACUUUGUCGUAGGCCUUCUCAAAGUCUAUCUUAAAAACCAUACCAUUUUGCUUCUUCUUAUGUAACUCGUGAAGGGUCUCAUGAAGGAUCACUGCUCCCUCCAUUAUAUUCCUGCCCGGAAGAAAAGUUGUUUGAGAAGGUCUGAUUACUCUAUGAGCAAUUUUGGUUAGCCAGUUAGUCGCCACCUUAGUGAUGAUCUUGAAGCUAACAUUCAGUAAAUAGAUGGGCCUGUAUUGCUGAAUUUGUUUCGCUUCACUAGAUUUAGGUAACAGGAUGAUAGUUCCAAAGUUAAGGUUGUGUAAAUUUCGAGAUCCUACUUGGAACUCCUCAAAUAGACACAUUAAAUCAUCCUUCAAAACAUUUCAGAAGACUUGAUAGAACUCCGGUGGAAACCCAUCUGGACCUGGAGCUUUGUUAUGUUCCAUUUGAAAAAUGGCAUUUUUAACUUCUUCUUCUGUGAAUUUUUCUACAAGCACCUCAUUUCCUGAGCUGUAAUUCAUCAGUCCUAGUUUUGUCCAAUGAUACAUAAGAACUAUCUGGAGCCCCAAAUAAGCUUUUAUAGUAUCUCGUAAUGAACGAUUUAAGUUCUGCAUCCCCUCUGAUUAAACCCUCCUCUUGUUCCAACCGGAAAAUAUGAGUCUUGCGAUGUUUACCAUUAGCUACUUGGUGAAAAUAUUUCGUAUUUGCAUCCCCUUCGAGUAAGUCUUUGGUUUUUGCCCGUUGGUACCAUUUAAGUUCCACUUUCCUCAACAGAUGAGCUAAUCUCUCACUAAGAGCAUGUUUUAAAUAUAGAUCAUUUUGUCCUAGGAUAGAACUUUUUUCUUUUUUGUCUAACUCGUCGAGCUUAUCAAGGAUUUGUUUCUUUUGUUUUUUAUAUGUGCCACUCACAUGCUUUGCCCACCCUCUAGCUAAGAUGUUGUCUAAGGCGGUGGAUUUUAUUCUGCCAACGCUCUAGCGGGGUCUGGCCGAAAUUAGUGGAGCUCCAAAUAUCCUUAACCAUGUCAGCCAAAGAAUCCAUCACGCAUAAGCCACCCAAGCUCAAACUUAAACAGUGGCAGGCUUCCUGACGUAGAUGUAUCUCCUGUGUUAAGGAACAAAGGGGUGUGAUCUAAGAUCUCCCUAUUGAGAGCUUGGACCGUGGAUCUAGGAUAUUUUAACUCCCAAUCAGUAGAAGUCAAAGUCCUAUCCAGCUUUUCGAAGGUCUUUAUUGUCCUAUGAUUAGUCCAAGUAAAACGUCUGCCUGACAACUCUAGUUCUCGUAAAUUGCAGGCAUCUAUGACUGCGUUAAAAAGAAACGGCCAUCUGUCAUCAUAAUUAUUAUUAUUCUUCUCUACUGGGCCUCUAAUUAUGUUAAAGUCAUCGCCAAUAAUCAUAGGUAAAGUUUCUUUCAAACAUAAAUGAGCCAACUCAGCUAGAAACGCUUGUUUAGGUUUAGUUUGGGCAGGCCCAUAGACAGACACCAGUAGCCACUGGAAGCCGUCUGAUUUAUUCCUAACCUUAAUCUUGACAAAAAAAAAUCCCCCUCCUCAAUCUCUCCUAUAUCAAAACUCGUCAAAUUUAUUCCCAUGAGUAUGCCACUAGAUCUGCCGGAUGGAGAUUUGCAGUGCCCAAGAAAAUCAUUGCCAACGCAAAGGUUUUUUAAGAAAGGAGUAUGCCACUAGAAGCUAUCAUGUCUGAACAUUUAGAAAGGAGUAGUAAUCUGCAUGUGAUACAUCUCUCCCACUGCAGCUUCAGUUUUUCAUCUCCUCCCUUCCUGAGCUGCAGUGACCUAAGAUUCCUCCUGCUUGAUCACUGCAAAGAUAAGGAUGAUGCACAAAAAUACCAUGGUGAAGAAAAGGAGUGUCAUCUUCAUAGCCAGUGCCACAGCCAAGACGGUGGAGCAUGCUUCCAGAAUCUUUGGGUGCUAGAUCUGAGUUAUACGGACUGGUACUGUCUACUGUCGAAAGACAUGCUAGAUUUGAUGGCUAACCUCAGGGAGCUGAAUGUGAAAGGAGUUAGUAAUCGGAGCAUGAGCCAUCUACAUCAUUGCAGUGGUGCUGGAAGCAACAGUCGUAGACUGCUCAAACUCCGAGUGGUAGCCGAGCCAAAUAAUGAGGAUGAGAACAACGGCGUUGAUGGUGGCAAAAAUCAAGAGGUAUCUCCAGUGGUAGCAUCAUUCCCAGACCUAUCAAGCUGGCACAUCCUCAAGACAAUCGUCCUUGAUGGUUGUGGUGACCUAGAGCAAGUUGGCUGCAAUGCCCUGCCCCUGUCACUAGAGUCGUUUAGCCUCAUAAGCAAUGUGCCCAGUAAGGUAAAGAAAAUCUCCUUCCAGGGGCACACCAAACUAAAGAUCUUAGUACUGAGAGGAUUGUUUGAUAUCCUUGUGGAGCUGGACAUGUCUGGUACAGCAAUCAAAACCCUUGACCUCAGUGAAGUGCAGGCCAAAUCCCUCAGGCGACUCUUUUUGCUAGGAUGUGAGAAGCUCAAUGCAAUACUAUGGCAAUGGAUGGAGGAAGAUGAGAUGAUGUGGCUAGAGGCAUUGUGCAUUGACACCACCACCCAAGCAGCAUCAACAUGGAACAGGUGA
This is a messenger RNA of Panicum virgatum (switchgrass), 2610 nucleotides long. RefSeq lists its product as uncharacterized. The transcript has a single exon. The coding region runs from base 1696 to 2610 and encodes 304 amino acids. Lineage: Eukaryota; Viridiplantae; Streptophyta; Magnoliopsida; Poales; Poaceae. The record is from RefSeq and is a predicted model, not a curated record.